AUGUCGAGACGAACAUCAUUCAAAGCCCCGCGAGAUGAUAGUUUGAGUCCCGAAGGAUCUGAAUGCUCGACGUCGACCACGCAAUCUCAUGCCGACCGGAAGAAGGAGACCCAUUUGAGGUGUGAGCGGCAGCGUCGUGAGGCCAUUAACAAUGGCUACACAGAACUGAAAGCGCUACUUCCGGCCUCAAUGUCAACAAUGGGGUGCAAAACGACAAACGCCUCGAUUUUAUUUAAAGCCUCUGAAUAUAUAAAGCAGUUGCAGAGCGAAGCUGAUCAAGAAGAAAAGGAGCUUCAGCAAGCCGAAUCGAAGGAAGCGGCUUUAAAGAUGAUCGCUGGAGAAUACGAAAACAUGUCACGAGAAUCACCUCAAGAGAGCAAUAUUCAGUCUCAAAUGAUGAAAAAGUUGCUGGACGAUUGUUACGAUUCCUUUAAACACAACGUCAACCCCAGCGAUUACGGUAGUAUGGCAAAAUCGCUGAUAUCCUGGGUGGAACAGCUGGAGCCGGAAUCCAAGAAGAGCGUCAACGAGAUCAUUCGAAUGCCGUUCAAUGCCAUG
Mesorhabditis spiculigera is the source of this 558-nucleotide messenger RNA. Lineage: Eukaryota; Metazoa; Nematoda; Chromadorea; Rhabditida; Rhabditidae. The record is from the annotation of a GenBank genome assembly.